AUGGCGGAGCAGCUUGCUGAGCGCUCGCACACGUCCAAAUGCUCUAGUGCAUUUGCUUUGACAGAAGAGCUUCGGGCUAUCGCCCGAGACUUUACCGCGGGCCGCCGCUGGCCAAUGGCGCUCGCUGCCCUUGCCACGACCGUGCGAUGGUUGCUGCAGGCAGCGCGGCAAUCCGCGCCGGAGGCCCUUCAACUGCCGACUUCGUGCCGCCAAGCGGCUCUUCACGCAGCCUUGGCUUGCGUCGGGAACGCCCCGCAAUAUUACCCGCCCGGCUGGGGGCCUUGCUCCCACUGCUGGGGCUGGUUGUGUGUUGGAGUCCUCCUGGGCGGACUGUUGGUGGGAGCGUGUUGGGCGUAUGGAGUGGCACAACGGUCUGCCUCUCCUGCAUGGACGGCUGCUGCGGAAGAGAUCCUGCGCUGCGUCGCUGCCGGGGGGGAGCAGGAGUUGGCGAUGCUCGCCGAAGCGGCCGGGCAGUCGCCGGCAGAGCUUUUGUGCCGCGUCCUCCACACCGCUACUUCGACACACACGCCCGGCUUGCCGGCACCGCCUCCGCUGCGCGACGCACCGCCCAGUCGCAACCCCACUCUUUCUUGCCAGACCCGCAGCCUUUUUCUUGCGAUGCCGCAGUGCCGCACGUGCCGGUGCCGACAAGUGGAUCCAGAAGUCGGCCGUUGCAUAGCCUGCGAUGCGCUCAUCGGCUUGCAGGGGCUUGUGCACAGCUCCCGUCUGCCAGCUUCGGCGGACCGCCCGCUGACUUCACUCCUCUUAGGGGUGUUGUCGGCUGUGCGCUUUAUGGAGCAGUCAGGCCCAGACCCACCGGGCAAGGACCGCCGCAGGAAGCCGAAAGGAAAGGGCGAAGGCAAACCCGCUGGCAUGGACCGGAUCGCCGAGGUCGCGGCCAAGGCAGCCGUCGCAGCAGGGCAGGCGGGUCGGAGAGGCGUCCCACCCCGACCCGCCAACCACAGACAAGGGUCGCCCGCGGCACAAACUGCCCAGCCCCACCGGAACAGAGCUCUGGAGGCAUUACGAGGCCUCCAACUGGUUAGGGAGCCGCCACCCGCGUCGGACGCCGAAACGCUGUCAGACACACUCAGCGCCGCCACAGCAUGCGCGUCGCCGCUACCUUCCCCACGGGAUGUACCAGACGCGGCACAACGUCGACGCGCGGUCUUCCACGCGUUGGCGCAGAUGCAGCUCGCGCCAGCUUCCGCCGUGGAGACUUCUGCUGCGCAGGAUCCCGGCGAGAACAUGCAGCCCAGGUUGGCAUGCGAUGAUGGUUCCCCCACACCGUUCGCAUCGCCGGCUGCGAGCCCGCGCCAGUCCGGCCGACCCGGCGAGGCGGCACCAACUCUAGUUGAGGAAGCAACUCCAGGGUUUACUCCGCCACCCUCGCCCACAGCCUGCCCCAACACACUCCGCUGGCAAGAUGCCCGUCCACCGAGCUCCCCGCCAGGUGAUCGCAACUCGUGGCUGUUCGUGCCGUUGUUACAUGCCGCGACUGGGAACCUGAGCGAGGCAGCGUGGGCAGCGUGGCGUUCUCUGCCUCAUGAAGGAGGUGCUCGGUUCGACAACCUAGUCGAGACGCUGCGCCAAGCACGGUCGGUGGAGCCGGGCAGCCUCGUGCGGCUGCUGCACGGCGUGGUGGCUUGCGAAGCCCAAGAGAACGGCGAGGCACAACCCCGCCUACCUGCAGCGGACGCGGCUUUCGCGACGUCGUUGCAGGCACUGCCAAAUGCCCCCCUCCCUCUAGCGGCGGCGAUGCUUCUGGCGAUGGCCCCCGACGGUUACGUGUCGGCAGCUGCCCAAGCGACCUUGUUGGAAGCCUACGCUGGCGCGGCGGGGGCCGCAGAGGCCGAGACGUUCGCGGGUGACCUUCGCAUGUCCCCGCCGGCUCCCGGCCCUCGCCGCCGCCAACCCCGCCGGCGCCGACCCCGCAUGCAGCCCCAGGUUGCCACCGCAGCCGAGCACUUUCACGACAGUGACAGCACACACACGCAAGCCGCCUUGCACAAAUCGGCCAAACAAUUGGAUGAUGCUGCCGAUGCAGUUGGCAGUAUGGUGAAGCAGCUGGAGCUUCGGAAGUCGCACGUUACUCUGGUUGUGGCAAAGCUGGCCUUUGACGAUAUCAGCAAAGCGGCAGAGGCCCUUUCGGCAAGUGGGCGCUUCAGCGCGGGGCGGAGGCUUGGCGAAGCGAAGGACAUGGUUCGGCAGAUUCGAGCCGAAGGGCUGGGUCAUUUUCCGCAGAACGGCGUACUGUACACUCGCUUGCUACCACGCGAUGUUUUCGAUUCGCUGCGAAAGCAUUUGAUGCAAGCAUUUGCUGAACUCAGCUUGACGUUGGUGGACGAGGCUGGGACAGUCGCACACCUGUUGCUCGUACGUUCUCAUGCUUUCGUGCUCGUCGCUGCCCAGAUGCCGGACGAAGCAGUUGCAAGCGCGGAAGCAUCGGCAAAGUCAGGCGAUGCAGCACCAGCUGAUGCAACUGAAGUUGCAGAGGCCUCGCCGAAAGAGGGGCAGAAGAAGGAGAAGGAGUAUUUGCCCCACGUGACCCUCUUCAAGUCAUCGCAGGCAGGGCGAGGAAAGAAUGGGCAGAAGGAUUGUGAACUCCUGGCAAUGCAUCAUGUGCAAGGGGAUGGCUACUUUGAGGCACAGGCUUCCGCGAGGCUGCGAGAGAGUUCGGAGGAGGAUGCCGCGAGUCAAGGAGAGGAGGAGGACGAGGAGGAGGAGGAGGAGUUCCAGAAGCAGGCCAUGCAAAUCCUGAAGCAGAUUCCUGAGGAGGCGGACCAGAAGUCUCCGAAGAAGAGGAAAACUAAGAAGAAGCAGGCGAAGAAGACAAACCAGAAGGACUUGGACUCAGAAGAGGAACAGGCAGAUGCAGAGUCGGAAGAGAGUGAAGGAGACACGUCCGAGGAAGAGGUCAGCAGCAAGAAGAAAGCAGCGAACUUCGGCAUCAAAGUGAAAAAGAAGGCUGCCCCGGCACGACCUCCAAGCGAGAAGGAAGAGGAGGAGGAGGAGGAGGACGAGGACGAUGCUGCAGACGGUCUUGAGCAGAGCCGGGAAGAUCAGCGCAUUGAUCCUGAAGACGGUCUGGCAUACACCUGGUCAGAGUUCAGCGAAUAUUACACGGGAAAAUAUAAGAAGAAGGUGAUCGAAGCUUACUGGAACGAUUGUCACCUGGUACCGAAGAAAGAGACGGCGCUGGUUCUCCAGAAGAUGACAAAGACACUCAGAGUUUGCAAGACAGAGCUUGUUCUCGGGAAGGUGCCGCUGCCAAUGUACAUCAUGCGCUUGCACGCCGGGCUACGACAUCAGGCCCGGAUGAAAUAA
Molecule: messenger RNA, 3327 nt
Organism: Symbiodinium sp. CCMP2592
Lineage: Eukaryota; Dinophyceae; Suessiales; Symbiodiniaceae
Source: the annotation of a GenBank genome assembly